GAGAAGUUUAGGGUCUUGUCAACAGUUUCAACUUUCAAGGGAUCACGGUAGCAGGUCGGUGCCCAUUCCGUACUUCUUGAAUAAUCCAGAAAUCUGGACGCGAUUCAGAUUUCAUUCACUUUGUGCUCUACAAUUCUUGAAGGAAGGCAGUUCAUUGUGCUGUGGUAUAUUUAGGCGAGUUUGUUCCUCAAGUAUUUUACACUUGUUAAAAGUGUUAGUCCUUUUUACUUGAAAGAAUUAAUGGUGGGCCAUAUAACAUAUACACCGCCACCUUAUAUGCCCCUGGGGCAGUCCGAUGCAGAAACGGAUGCAGCACAAUCCCCUGCAGACGCGACAUCUACAGCACUGAACAUUAGGCCAGAGCAGUGGUCUUCAGGAAUCUGUGCUUGUUUUGAUGAUAUGCAGAGCUGUUAUGUUGGAUUAUUUUGUCCUUGCUAUCUUUUUGCAAAAAAUGCAGAGUCUUUAGGCUCUGGAACUCUAGUGGGAUCUUGUGCGAUGCAUUUUAUCUUGUGGGCCUUUCUUAAUACCUUUUGCUGUUUAUUUACCGAGGGCUUUACAUUGGGUAUACCUGGAUGCUUUGCUGCAUUCUACGCAUGUGGUUACCGGAGAACAUUAAGGACGAAGUACAAUUUGCCGGAAGCACCGUGUGGAGAUUUCGUCACCCAUUUCUUCUGUCAUCUCUGUGCGAUAUGUCAAGAAUACAGAGAAAUCCGCGAGAGGUUUCGAGAUUCAAAUUCGGGUUUGAAUUUAGUGCAGGUGACAGCCCCUGCAAUGCAAACAAUGGAAUCGACUUCUGGUAAAUAAUCUGUGAUGUUUUUCUCUCCUAUAUUGUUCUGCAUUGCCUUGUAAUGCCUUUGAACAAGAUUCAUUUCAUUGUAAAGGGAUUUUCUGUUGCACUGCACUA
Andrographis paniculata is the source of this 904-nucleotide messenger RNA. Its product is annotated as protein PLANT CADMIUM RESISTANCE 10. The transcript is spliced from 4 exons. Lineage: Eukaryota; Viridiplantae; Streptophyta; Magnoliopsida; Lamiales; Acanthaceae. Bases 241 to 804 code for a protein of 187 amino acids. The record is from RefSeq and is a predicted model, not a curated record.